GUACAUGAAACUUUAACCCUUUGCGGAUGAACGUCGAUGUUUUGAGGAGAUUAAGUGUACAUAUUUGCAACACUAAGUGAACAAAUGAUUUGAUUACUAACAGCAGAUCAGUACGUAGUUUCCCUUUGAGAAUUGUCUAAGUGGAUAUAUAAUUUACCAUCUGCUGAUGGUUUUCUGUAUUUCAAAGUCUUUGUUCGCAAAGGGUUAAUGGAUAGAUUUCUAGGUUUCGAACAGUUCUGUUAAUGAUAUUCAGUGAGAGCUGUAUUUCUUUGUGAUAGCUCGUGGGAGAGGAGGUAGAGGACAAAAUCAGAGAGGUAGGGGUACAGGCUCUGCACCUUGGCUCAACCAACAAAACCAGCCGGGAGGAUCACAAGUGGGAAGGGGACGCGGUUAAAUCAUAUAUAUAUGUAUAUAUAUAUAUAUAAAGAACUUGAUAAUAUAAAAACGCCAUCGAUAUAAGCCUGUGACUAUUCUUCUUACAGCGUUUAUAAAGGAUGUUUCUCUAAAUUCCAAUGACUCAGGAGUAUUAAUAAACCAAUGGAAUGACUUUUCCACAUUAUUUUUAAAAUUACGAAUAGAACAGCUAAAGAAGAUUUUCCUAAGUAUAUAAGCGAUAGAUAAGCGUUAAUGUUCUAGUAAAUUAAAAUUUAAUGUAAGUAGAAUUAUAUUUAAGAACUUGCGAGAAUCGGUUUGCUGGUUGUGGUUAGUUGCCAUCUAGCGGCAAACUUGAGAAACUGGCGUCUCUUCAACUGGUAGUGGUUGUGUAGUGUGGCAGAAUGUCGACCCUGCGGUCAACCUCUGUUCGUCGUCAAGCGAGAUAAUUAGUGUUGACACGAGAAUCACCAAGGAUGGUGUGUAUAGUUGAUUAUUAACCUGUUGGAAACGAGAUACAUACUCGUGUACUCUUGAGCUUACCUUUUUUUCCUAUCGAUUGACAUUCAUUCGUGACUGAGGGACAGAAGAAGGGACUCCAAAACGGAGCAAUAAUUUAGUAGUCUACAAAACAGAUCGGUAUGGAGAAAAAUACAGGGCGGAGAUACAAGGAGGAGACAACUGAGCAGUUAGUAGAUUAUAGUAAGAAGUAUACCGAAAGAAAACCAGCUGUUCACGAUCACCCGAUCGAGAGCCCAUCCCGCGACAGUCGAUCUUGCAAAAAAGAAUUUGGGGAACGCAAUUCUAAGGUAGAUUUGUUCGGCGAUUAUGCUGAAACUGACUUAGAUCAACCUACAGAUUACAGUCUGAGGUAUGCCGAAGAUGAUACAGACGACGAUGAAAAGCAGAGUCCUGAGUAUUUUCCAGGCAGUGUACAAGAAGAUACGAUUAAAACGUAUUGUACAGAGGGAACUCCAUAUGAAACACCUUUCAAUUUUUCAACUGCAACAUCUAUGUCUGAUUUACGGCUGGAGGACUCAAAGGAACCUGUAGAUUCUCAGAAGAAACUGAAUAAAAAGGCCCUUGACCUUGAGCGUAAAGAGGACUUAUCUUUUGAACGUAAUCUUUCGCUUAGAUGUAACGAGAAUCAGUCCCUUCUGGUCACGAAAGAAUUAGAAACUUCUAAAACAUCAAUGACACGAAAACCCACUUGCCUUUCUCCCGAGAAGUUACUCGAUUAUUAUCCGAGUGGAACAUCCAAUGUUUUCUCCCGGGCUAACUCCCUUAGUUCUCUUAGUAGCGCUGUAACUCAGAGGAACAAUAUUAACGGAGUUAUUCCAAAAAUAUCUUCUAUGGACUCUUCUGAUAAAAUUGAUGGUGGUUCAGAGAAGGCGGAUUGCAAUGGGACAGCUACUAAUGUCAAUGGAUUACGCAUAUCUAAUGAAGCAGACAGUCCAACAGAAGGGAAAAAUAAUUCUAGAGUUGUGGAUAAAGAAGGGAAAGUGGUGACCUUUAGUAGACAGGACUUCUAUGCAGAGCAAACUCCUUUAAUGUUUUCGCGCUGUAGUUCUCUUGGGUCUUUGAGUGGCUUUGAACAACAUUCCAUACACGACGAUCGCAGUUCUAUUAUCAGCGAUUUUAGUCGUAGGACCAGCGGUAUUGUAUCUCCAAGCGAAUUACCGGACUCGCCGACACAGACUAUUCCUCCUAGUCCGCGUAAUCACAAGAGUCAGUGUACGGAUUUCAUAAGCAAAAUACCAGAAGAAGCAGUAAGACCGUCCGUUCGACAUUUAUCGUAUUCCAAGUGCCAUGCUCCACGGACGAGUGUCUUCGAAGAUGACAUUGCUACUUUCAAAGAAGAAUCAACGCCAAUUGAAUUCUCCACCGCGACCAGUCUCAGUUCCCUCACUAUCGACGACGAGGUGAAGAUUACCAACAGUUCAAAAGCAUUGUCAGAAAUAAAGGAAGCCACGAAUGACAUUGAUCAAAAUGCAAAAGAAGAUUCAUCUAAGGAAAAAGUGACUAGUACCGAUGCAGAAAAAGAUCAAGAGCAGGUGAGCGACGGUGACGAAGAUGACGAAGACAUGCUGGCUGCGUGUAUCAGUAUGGGCAUACAAAACAAUAGGUAUAGACAGUCUUUCAAAACAUCUACCACUCCAAAAUCCAUACAACCAGAAUCAUCGAACAUACUAAUACGCUGUCAGAGGACUGCUGUCAUAAACAGAUUGGAACCUCGAGUUCCAGUUGCCAAUGUCGAGACUCCAGUUGCCACUGCCAAAACGAACAAAACCGCCAUAGAAGUGGUGGCUGCAUCUGAUACCGUGCAUGUUUAUUGUACAGAAGACACACCAGCGGAUAUCUCUCCUGUAGGUUCACAGUCGAAUCUUUCCGCGCUGUCAAUGCCAAGUGUACAAGAAGACGUUGAGAGAGUCGAGGAGGGUAAACUCUCCAGCGAGGUUGAGUGCCACAGAAACGAUCUUUCAGAUGAAAGUUCUAACCUAUCCGGAGAAGAUGAAAAGAUGCUCGACGAAUGUAUUCAAUCAGGAAUACCAAAGGUACGACAAAUCACGCCACCGCCUACCAGUUGUAUUCCUUUCGCGCAGAAGGUAGAGACGUUGACACAGAGAUUUAACAUAUGCGGCACGCCGUCGUCGUCUCCAGUUGAAACUGGCAACAAGAACCCUAUCCUAAGGAAAUCUCUCUGUCGUUCGACUCUGCAGCACAAUGAUCUGUCGGACGACAGCCCCAAUCAUUCGGACGACGAGGCGAUCCUGAGCGAAUGCAUAAGAUCAGCGAUACCCAAGGUUAGACUGAACGUUUCCACGCUGAUGGGACAAUCGCUAUCGUCGGUGGAAAAGACGAAAGCGGUGAUUCCAAGGAAACCAUCUUCCUCUACGUCUACGUCCACGUCGUACAGACAACGAGAGCACACGAACCGAAGCAAGCAUCAACCGAAGAAACCAACGACAUUCGAAGACAACUUGAGCCUCUCCGAGGAGGAGGAGGACAUCAUGUUGGCUCAGUGUAUCAAGUCUGGCAUGCCAAAGGCAGUGAACGCAUCGUCCAAUUCGUCUCUAAUCUCCUCAAAGAAGCAGCCGGAGUACCACAAGGCUAGGCUUGCGCCUACCGGGUCGUUUUAUGUAAAUAAACAUUACUCCCCUAGAAAUGUAGCGCAGACGCAACCGGCUCAUAAGCUCGAAAACGACGCGUCGACGUUCACGCUCGGCGGGCCUUCUUCCACCUCCCAUUCCAUCAAAGCGUCAGAGAUCAGGCGUUCCAUAAAGAACGCCGGGAUAAAUCUGUCCGAGAGAAACUCCCUGACGUACAGCAAGAAGCUUCCGUUGGAUCACGAACAGAGCGUCGAGAACGGUCUGAGCGUCUCCCGUGGUCAGGUGCCCAACUGCAGAUCCCCUAUCUCAAAUGCGACGGAUAACGACGACGAGGAGAUCUGUCGUGGCACGAUGAAGUCGAGCAUGGCGCCCUCCAGACACAGCUCGGUGAGUUCUCUCAGCGAGGAGGGCUCUCUUGGCUCUAUCGAGGAGUGGGCGCUGCUAGAGCUGUGCAUCGUGGCCGGUAUGCCUAGGAACAAGUACCGGCUGAAGGGGAUGAAGGCUGCGGAGGCCGGCAGCCACGAGGAACGCGACACGAUACCCGAGGAUAAUUAUUCUAUAUGUAGUUACAACUCGUACGUUUGUAAAACGUAAGGUGACCGUUAUGCAUUUCGGCUGAGCGUACGUUGAAAGACUGAACACGUUUUUAUAGUAGCGAUACCUAGCGUCGAGGGGAGAAGACACACUCUUGUUUAUUUUUUUAUGUAACACGUUAGCCCGACGCAUACAGGGAUCUCCGACGUUGGACGUAGGUUAAGAUAGGAUGAGACUGCACCGAGAGCUACUGUAAGCUUGUGUUGUAUUUGACAAUGCAUCCGGCUAAUUACAUCGACUUUAAUCAUGUUAACACGUAAUUUAACAUACCCGGAGGAUCGUCCAGUGACUAUUACUCGCACUCGCUUUUAAUCUAUUUUUAAUCAUUUGGAAGCAUGAUCCUCCGGUUGUUUUAAAUCGCUGUCCAGGUUAGCUUCUAUUGUGAACGCUGGUAGAAGGUUCGAGGUCGAUACUGGACAGCGUCUUAAUAAUAUACAAUAUAGGAUUUUACGGGGAAGGUAUUCGAGGGUUCAUUUUAUCUGUUUAUAGCACAAACUGUUAGACAUGACACCGCGAGACUCGCGUGACUAUAUUUUACUGAAAUACGUUUCUUAUCGAGCGAUCGUUUCCUUAGUGGUAAGUCUGCUAAUUCUCCCAUGCUGAAUCGUUACUAAUUUCUGUCGCAGCAUGUGAUCAGGCGAAGAUGGCGCGCAGUUACAGUUGAAGAGAUUAUAUCGCAUCGCUUAGACAGCUGUCUUAGCAGCUAAGAGUUUUGUUUUAGGGAAGUUCCGAGGUAUGCAAGCGAGACGCGACGGAUCACGUGUCCCAUGUGUAUCGUGAUCGCGACGCCACAUUGUUACAUUUAUCAUGACAUCAAUAAUAAAGUUUAGACC
Nomia melanderi (Alkali bee) is the source of this 4909-nucleotide messenger RNA. RefSeq lists its product as uncharacterized. Lineage: Eukaryota; Metazoa; Arthropoda; Insecta; Hymenoptera; Halictidae. Gene Ontology annotation, cellular component: beta-catenin destruction complex; cytoplasmic microtubule; catenin complex. Gene Ontology annotation, molecular function: beta-catenin binding; microtubule binding; gamma-catenin binding. The record is from RefSeq and is a predicted model, not a curated record. Gene Ontology annotation, biological process: negative regulation of canonical Wnt signaling pathway; Wnt signaling pathway; negative regulation of microtubule depolymerization.